AUAUAUACAUGUGUUUUUUACUCUCAGUUAGCGGUUUGGUAUUAAAUAAAAGCUUAGGCAAAAAUUAUCUAUUUUUCAUUAAUUUUUAAACAUAGAAGUACAACUUAAAAUAUAGCAGGUAAUGUACUAAUUAUUUAUACCUCUUUUUUAGAAUAUAUUCUAAAAGAAUGUUCUUUUAAGAAUGUUCUCUUUUUAACUAAACCCUAUGACCUUUUAACCCUUUAACCGUCGAAAGUAGAAACAUCAUAGGUUGAUGAAUCAUUUUCUUUGCCUCUUAAUAGCUUUUAGACGAUAUAUAAAAAUAUAAAUAUAUAAUCUAUAUGUUGACUCUUUAUACAUAAUUUUUUUAAGUUCUAUUUUCUCUAUAUUUUAUAGAUUAUUAAUUGAAUUUUAUCCUAUUGAAAAUGAAAUAAAUAUGAGUUUUAUAGUUAAAAUUAUAUAGGAGAAAUAGUACUUAAAAUAACACAGCUGUAACCGUGUUGAAUAUAUUGCUGUUUUGCAGCAAAGCACGUACUGACUUUUUGUUUCUUUAGCUCUUCUUUUUUUAUUAUAUCGGUAUUGGUUUUCUUUUGUAGUUAUUUACUAAUUUUCUGUUUAACUUGGAAAAGUUAAUAGUUUAGAAUAAACAAUAUAUUUAAAUAUAUACAAAUUAUAGGGGUAUUUUUAUCAUUGUUAUAUUUUAUCUUUAAUUUUAUUCAAAUAGGAUUAAUACUGCUUGAAAAAGAACAACAAUGGGUGGAAAGCAAAGUUCAGAGGCAAAGGCCGAAGAUAAGUCGACGGCUAAACCCUCCGAUGCUUCGAAGCAAGAAUCGAGUGUUGAUAAAAAGGAAGAAAAACCAAAAGAAGAAAUUGUUGCCCCAUCUACUAAGAAUACUGAGGAAUCACCUGAAAAGUGUGUUGAAGUAAAAGAAGAUGGUGAGUGUAAAGGUACGACUCAAGAAUCUAAACAAUCAGACACGGAAGUGAAAAAAGAAAAUGUAAGCGAACCUGAACUCGAAUCGAAACCUAUCGAAAAUGAACCUGUUAAAGAAGAAACAAAACCCGAAAUUGAAGUUACCAACGAUGAACCUGUCAAGGAAGAGGAGAAACCGAAGACUAGUCAGGAAGUUGAAGUAAAAUCCGAAGAUAUUGAAGUCAAGGAAACUAAAAAGGAAGAAGAUAAUGUCGAAGUAAAACAAUCAGAAGAAGUUAAAGAUGGGCAAAAAGAACAAGCUGAAUCACAAAAACAACCGGAACCAAUUACUAGCAGUGAUAUUGAUGAUGUUGCUGAACAAUUAUCAAAUGUUAAACUGGAAGAACCGCAAAAGACUAAUGAACAAGCUGAGCCAAUGACUGUUGAAUCGGAAACCGUUAAGGAAGAGGAAAAAGUUGAAGAACUUUCCGACAAGCCUGAUAGUGAACCUGAACAAGAGUCUGUACAGAAAGUGGAGUCUGAACCUGAAACCGAGCAAGUACCGGCAGCUGAACCUGAAACUGAACAAGAGCCUGUAGCUGAACCUGAACCUGAGAAAGAAAAGGAAUCGGAAGAGGAACAAGCAAAGGAAAAAGACAAUGAAAAGGAACCAGAACUUGAAAAUGUAUCAGAACAAAAAAAAGAGGGCGAUGAAAAAGAAGUCUCAUCGGACCAGGUCACGAACGGUACUGAAGAAGAAAACGGCCUUAAUGGAAAGGAAAUAUCGAACGACGCAGAUGAAAAUACAAAUGGAAAAGCGACUGAAGAAACUGAAAAAAUAGAAGACGUUUGUGAUGAAAUCACAGAAGAGGCAAAAUCCGUUGAAUUUACUUGGGAAUUAGAAGCGGAAGAGGUUUCAGUAGCCGGUUCAUUCAAUGGAUGGACAAAAGUACCCUUGGAAAAAGAAAAUGAUAAAUUUGUUGUUAAUAUUAAUCUUAAACCUGGAACUUAUGAAUACAAGUACUUCGUAAACGAUCAGUGGCUCAAAAGAGACGACUUGGAUAUGAGCGAAAAUGAGGAGAAUAACAUAAUAAAAAUCAACUAA
This is a messenger RNA of Dimorphilus gyrociliatus, 1997 nucleotides long. The record is from the annotation of a GenBank genome assembly. Lineage: Eukaryota; Metazoa; Annelida; Polychaeta; Dinophilidae.